ACCAUUUCUUCUUUCUCCUCUCUCCCUUUCCCACCGAGGGGGCCUUGGCUGUAUUUCUCCUGAAGAAAGCAAGAUCAAGCUCUCUCUUUUUCCUUCUUCUUUCCAGCCAUGAGCCUCUUCGGUCUGGGAAGAAACCAGAGGACAUUCCGCCCGAAAAAGAGUGCACCCACAGGUAGCAAGGGUGCACAGCUUAGAAAGCAGAUUGAUGCCACUUUGGGCAGUGGAAAUCUUAAGGAAGCCGUAAGACUACCACCUGGGGAGGAUUUAAACGAGUGGCUUGCUGUCAACACUGUGGAUUUCUUCAACCAGGUGAACCUGCUCUAUGGUACCCUCACAGAAUUCUGUACCCCUGAGAACUGUCCUACAAUGACUGCAGGCCCCAAGUAUGAAUAUAGAUGGGCAGAUGGUGUGCAAAUCAAGAAACCUAUUGAGGUUUCUGCUCCAAAAUAUGUUGAAUAUUUAAUGGACUGGAUCGAAGCUCAACUUGAUGAUGAAUCCAUCUUUCCUCAGAGGCUUGGUGCACCAUUUCCUUCCAACUUCAAGGAGGUUGUGAAGACAAUAUUCAAAAAACUGUUCCGCGUAUAUGCUCACAUAUAUCACACUCACUUCCAGAAAAUUGUGAGCCUCAAGGAGGAAGCUCAUUUGAAUACAUGCUUCAAGCAUUUCAUACUAUUUACCUGUGAAUUUGGGUUGAUUGACAAGAAAGAGCUUGCUCCACUUCAAGAACUUAUAGAUUCGAUUGUUGUUCCCUACUAAACUUGGCUUUGGAGAUCCUGAAGAAAGGAUUUAUUUUAGGGAAUGUAAUAAAAUUAUACUGUUCUAAUAUGUUUUGGUAUAACUAUUUAAAUAUUGGUGUUUCUCUGUUAUAAAAUGUAAUCUUAUACAUCUAUAUGUGCUUCAUGGGCCAUUAAAAUGUGAAAAGCAAUGGUAUAUGAAAUUUGCUUUGCUUCAGAAUUGUUAGGGAUUCUUGUAAAAUUGUCUCAGCUAUAUAUGGACGUGCUGUCUGUUGCUGGUUUUAUGUUUUAAACAAGAAUAUCAUCCAAGCGGAAGCUUGGCCGACACAAUUGUAUCAUUCUUUAACUCAACUAGAACACAGGAUCAAAGCAAAUUUAUUAUACCAGUGCUUUUCACAUAGAAAUCACAACAGUUUUGGGAAAAACAAAUUCUAAAUGUGGGU
Rubroshorea leprosula is the source of this 1177-nucleotide messenger RNA. The record is from the annotation of a GenBank genome assembly. NCBI's taxonomy places the organism in Eukaryota, Viridiplantae, Streptophyta, Magnoliopsida, Malvales, Dipterocarpaceae.